GGCGGUGGCGGGCCCGGUUUCGAAUGACUGCAGUGCACACCUACCCUUUUGACGCACUCUUUCCGUCUGUGGCGACGGCAGCCCCCCUUUAUUUGGCAUCCUGACAGCACCCGAUCGCAUUCAGACGACAAAAAGUUGCUGCCCUCGCAGUCACCACUUCAUCUUGAGGGUUUCGGAACAAAGAAGGUCAAGCUGUGGCCGAUGUAGGGUUGAUGUUGGCAAACAACAUCUAGUCCUCCCACCGUAACAGAAGACACCUGGGUCGCGCAGAAAUAAUACGAUUCUCCUUAAUCUCAUCUUUGUUGAGACCCGUAGUCAAAUUUUUGUCACUUCAAGAAGACGAGUGUUUCGGUGCUUCUCCAGUCACCAUUGUCACGGUUUCUUCAACCCUAACCUUGUUUACGUGUCUGACAAAUGUUUUGGUUUUAUUGGUCCGAUGACGCUUCGUUAGGCGGUGCGGUGCAUAUCAUGAAUAUAAAUGACGCUUAGUUCGAACCUUCACUCAAUUGUUACCUUGUCACCCCAUGCCUCUCAUUAGCGCCAGUUUCAGUGGAAUGACCUCAUUUUGAGGUUGUAAUUUGUAUGUUGUCUUCAGUGACAUCUAUCUGACAGCCAGCUUUAGGACUCUACCAAAAGCUUUACGAUGAUGUCAUUUGUCCCUAACAUGGUUAAUUCCAUAGAGAAUGUCAUUGCCCAAUCUUUGCGUAACAGUUAGCGACGGGAAUUCAUGUUCAGUUCAAUACUAGGAGAACCAUGCUAAUUUUUCAAUACAUUGAUAUAGACUUCACCCUCUGGCUUACGUGGGUUCUAGCCCCAGUAAUCAUAACAUUUCUCUUACCAAUAGUCAUUGUCCUUUUACUUUAUUUAACAAGCAUCAUCCUCUACAUCUAUCGCUGGCAUAGACAUCGUUUGCGAGAUGUCGCUGGUUUUUGGGACGGAGCUAGAAAACUGGUUGCAAUUGUUUGGGAUGCUCAUGGAUGGAUUUGGCAUGGGUAUGAAGUUUGUGGACUGGAAAAUGUACCAGAUGACACCCCUGCAUUAAUCAUCUACUAUCAUGGUGCAGUCCCAGUUGAUGUUUAUUACUUCUUAUCAAAAGUAAUGUUGUUCAAAAAUCGUAUGGUUCACACAGUUGCUGAUCGUUUCUUAUUUAAGAUACCAGGCUUUUCAAUUAUUGCUGAGGCACUGAAAGUAAUCCCUGGCACAGUUCAAACAUGUUCUGCAGUACUUAAGGAAAACAAUUUACUUGCAAUCUCACCAGGAGGUGUUUAUGAAGCUCAAUUUGGAAACUCUUACUAUCAUCUAGAGUGGAAAGGUAGAUUAGGCUUUGCCAAAGCUGCCUUGGACGCAAAAGCUCCUAUUAUUCCAUUAUUUACACAAAAUAUACGAGAAUCAUUCAGAACAGUUAGUUUUGGUAGGCAAUUUUGGUUAAAAAUUUACCAGUGGACAAGGCUUCCUAUUGUCCCUAUCUAUGGCGGUUUCCCUGUAAAACUUAAGACCCAUGUUGGCAAACCAAUUCCUUAUGAUCCUGGGCUUACUCCUGAAGAGUUGUCUGCCAAGGUCGCAGCUGCUGUAGAAGAUCUCAUUGCAACACAUCAAAGAAUUCCUGGUAGUUUUGUCCGUGCUUUGAUUGAGCGAAUUCAUGAAACACCUAAGGAUAAAGAUCAUUGAGUCUUGAGACACGCAAUGUAUCUCCAAUUUGAAAAGAGUUACUUUUGGAUCUGAGGACAUCAUUGGUGCAUAAAAUAGGAACAUAAGCUCUUCAAAGACUUUGCUGUUGGUAAAUUUUGUGGUUUUAUUUGUCUGGCUAAAAUGGAAUGAGAAGACUGAUUUUUUUGUGUGAGCAUGCGUAGCACAUGUCACAUAUAAUGCUAGUUGUUGAAAUCUUCUGGCGGCGUGACAUGUGGUGAUGAUGUUUACUUAAUAUUUAUAUUUGACAAGUCACUUAUAUUGGAUGAUGGGCCAUUAAUCACUUAACCGCCUACCUACUAUCUAUUUACUUAAUAUUUCAACAUGUAUUCAGAACACUAUAAUGCAAGUUCAUUUUGUUGUAAUUUGUGUACAGUUCUUGUGCCAAUCGUUUCUAACACCCCUUUCAACCGUAGCUUAAUGCUGAUGCUUUGAUGCCUCUCUCCCUCCCACCAAACUCCUGUCUAAAAUGCUUCAGUCACAAUGCAUUAUUGAAAUUGCAUCGUCAUCAAACUUUGCGUUUAUUGUUGAGUUAGUUCCUAUCUUUGGAAUUUGUGAAUAUGCCAAAUCUUUUUGGUAGCCAUUGUAUUUAUUAGAUAAUAUUUGUUCUAAGAAUUCUGUUACUCUUUUCAUAUUUUCUAUUUGUGUUGUAUUUGUUAAAAUUGUUGACUAAUUCCCAUUGUUUAACAUAACAACUGUGUUUUUCAGUUGUUGACCUCUUUUUUUGAUUUUGUUUUGAGAAGUAUUGACGCUGUACACUCUUCAUAUGAAUUGGAGCAAUGGGCAUGACUUUGGUAUCAUAACAAAGAUGUUAUGAUAAGAUCAGAAGUCACCAGAAGUAGCCAUUCUAGAGGAACUUGUGCCUCAGGUUGUUGUCACUUGGACCAAUUACAACAUUAUCUUCCUUUGGGAUGGGUGUUCCGUCCUAGAUUGAAGAAACAAAAUAAUUUGACAUUCCUCACCCCUUCAGAUCCUCGUCAUCUGCUGUGAAUAUUUUUUUCCUACCUUAAAUCUGCAUGAGCAUGCCAUAGGCUUGUAGAUUGUAUUGUGCCAUAGUUCUUACUUGUUGAUAGAGAUACAUUUUUACUCUCUCAUUUUUUUGUAUUACUGAUGCACAGUAUUGUAAUUGAUAGUGAUGAAAUGCCUGUAUUAACAUCCAAUUCUUGUAGUCCUAGCCAUAUCAUUCCUUAGCACUUUUGUUUAUACUAUUUUUCAGAAGAUAUCCAAGAUAUUGUUAUUGUUGUAAUGACUUCAACGAAAUGACUGCAGUAAUUCAUUGCUAUUAUUCAAUGGCACAUACUAUUUCCUGCCAUAGAAACAAGAUGUUAUUGCUUCUUAAUUAUGUUUCUUGUUUUUAUUAUUAUUAUUAUUAUUGUAAAUGGAUUUGUGAUUCUGUCAACAGGCUAGUGCCAUUUUCCAGGUACAUUUCACAUUGAACUGUUUUGAGUAUUUUAAAAGCUAAAUUUAUUUCUAUCAUUUGUUAUAAGGAAGUCUUUUUUUUCUUUGUGAACCAUGUAUCCUUAGUAACUGUUCAUUGACUGACUAGUAAAUUAAGAAGAUACCAUGGUCAAGCGCUUAUAAAGAGCCCAUCUUACUCGUUUUCAGAGGCCUGGGAACUCCCCACAUGCAUGGGCGUGUAAGAUCUUACAAGUAAGAUCCUGAAAAGUUGGUUUCGUUUAUUUGCGUACUGACACGGAAUAUUUACCUUCUAAACCAAGUGAGACGACCCAAGUUUUCAUCAUAAGUGACAUUGUCUUUUACAUUCUUGUGCUCAUUGUGGUGACGGUGAUAUAUAAAUAUUCUAUUUUCCCCUUGCUUAAUUGUUGUUUAAAUAAAUUUGUUAGUUUCAUAAGA
Messenger RNA from Thrips palmi, 3540 nucleotides. RefSeq names its product transmembrane protein 68. The coding region runs from base 754 to 1668 and encodes 304 amino acids. Gene Ontology annotation, molecular function: acyltransferase activity. Gene Ontology annotation, cellular component: membrane. The transcript has 8 exons. Lineage: Eukaryota; Metazoa; Arthropoda; Insecta; Thysanoptera; Thripidae. The record is from RefSeq and is a predicted model, not a curated record.